Messenger RNA from Galendromus occidentalis (western predatory mite), 708 nucleotides. RefSeq lists its product as uncharacterized. The transcript has a single exon. NCBI's taxonomy places the organism in Eukaryota, Metazoa, Arthropoda, Arachnida, Mesostigmata, Phytoseiidae. Gene Ontology annotation, molecular function: nucleic acid binding. Gene Ontology annotation, biological process: DNA integration. The coding region runs from base 1 to 708 and encodes 235 amino acids. The record is from RefSeq and is a predicted model, not a curated record.
AUGGGUACGCGAAAAGACAACUGUGAAAAUCUUCGACCCUUGCUCAAAUGGCUUCAGGGCUCAGGUCCCAUGCCGGAACAGCUCUGGCGCACGGAUCCGUCAGAGUCCGCUAUCGCACAUGGUGCGAUAUUCGGCGGACAUCGGGUUCUUGUUCCUCUGACAUGCCGUCCGCAAGUGCUGGAGGAGCUCCGCGAAGGACAUUUUGGUUCGGACAAAAUGAAAGAGUUAGCUCUACGCUACAUCUGGUGGGAUACUAUCAACAAAGAUAUCGAAGAACUAGCCAAGCAAUGUGCGACUUGUGCUCAGUUCGCUAAGCAACCAUCGAAAUCAUACCAUCCUUGGGAGAACACGGAACAACCAUUCGAUCGCAUCCACUGUGACUACGCCGGUCCGAUAGAAGGAAGAUACCUCUUCUCUUUCGUCGAUGCUCAAACUAAGUGGCUAGAAGUGAUGGUUUCAAAAUCGAAAACGUCACUAACAAGCCUUAAUCAUCUUAGGGAAAUCAUUGCCCGAUUGGGAUUGCCGAGAGUAAUCGUCACUGACAAUGAUCCGACAGCCGCCUCGAGUGAAUUCAACAAAUUUUGUCAAGCGAAUGGCAUCCUUCAUAAAGCUAGUCCUCCGUACCACCCCGCCUCGAACGGCCAAGUGGAACGGCACGCUCAAACUACGAAGCAGGCGCUGAAGGAAAUCAGAGCUGAGGGGGAUUAA